AACUCAUCAACUUAGUUUGAUCUUCCAUGGGAUCAUUCUUGAGUUGCUGUAGCAAAAAGAAGGUUGAAGAUGGGGCUAAUAUGGGUGGCGGAGGCAGCAGUUCGUGGAGGAUAUUCACGUACAAGGAGUUGCAUGCAGCAACUAAUGGUUUCAGUGAGGAUAACAAGCUUGGAGAAGGGGGAUUUGGUAGUGUCUAUUGGGGCAAAACCACUGAUGGCCUUCAGAUUGCUGUGAAGAAGUUGAAAGCAAUGAACUCAAAAGCAGAAAUGGAGUUUGCAGUGGAAGUAGAAGUGCUAGGAAGGGUUCGGCACAAGAAUUUGUUGGGGCUUAGAGGAUAUUGUGUUGGCACAGAUCAACGGCUUAUAGUGUAUGAUUACAUGCCUAACCUCAGCUUGCUGUCUCAUCUCCACGGUCAAUUUGCUGGAGAAGUCCAAUUAGAUUGGAAGAGAAGGAUGAAGAUUGCAAUCGGUUCUGCUGAAGGCCUCCUGUACUUGCACCAUGAGGUUACACCACAUAUAAUUCACAGGGAUAUAAAGGCUAGCAACGUCCUCUUAGACUCAGACUUCGAGCCUUUAGUUGCAGAUUUUGGAUUUGCAAAGCUAAUCCCAGAAGGUGUUAGCCAUAUGACCACAAGAGUUAAGGGCACAUUAGGGUACCUAGCACCUGAAUAUGCCAUGUGGGGAAAGGUCUCAGAGAGUUGUGAUGUAUAUAGUUUUGGAAUUCUCUUGCUUGAAAUCCUCACUGGUAAGAAACCAAUAGAGAAGCUCCCAGCUGGUGUGAAGAGAACUAUCACUGAAUGGGCUGAGCCAAUGAUAAUACAAAGAAGGUUUAAGGACCUUGUUGAUCCAAAACUCCGAGGAAAUUUCGAUGAAAACCAGCUUAAACAUGCCAUUAAUGUUGCUGCUCUGUGUGUCCAGAAUGAGCCUGAUAGGCGACCAAAUAUGAAGGAAGUUGUUAAUAUGCUCAAAGGAUAUGAUCCCAGAGGUAAGAUCAUGCCACUUAGAAUUGAAAGUGCUAAAUAUAAGGAAGAAUUGCUUACUCUUGAUCAAACUAGUGAUGAUGAUGAUGGUAGUGGCAGUCCAGAGGACAGUGAGUAUGGUGUUUUUGGUGCUAUGGAAGUGCAGAAAAUUCAAGACCCUUAUAAACGUUUUGGAUAUAAUACGGCAGUGACCAAAUAUGUGUAAUAAAUCAAUUUUGUUAAUACAUUAAUAGACAUUGUAUUUGUCCA
This is a messenger RNA of Manihot esculenta (cassava), 1228 nucleotides long. Its product is annotated as PTI1-like tyrosine-protein kinase At3g15890. Bases 27 to 1184 code for a protein of 385 amino acids. Gene Ontology annotation, molecular function: protein kinase activity; ATP binding. Gene Ontology annotation, biological process: protein phosphorylation. The record is from RefSeq and is a predicted model, not a curated record. The transcript has 4 exons. NCBI's taxonomy places the organism in Eukaryota, Viridiplantae, Streptophyta, Magnoliopsida, Malpighiales, Euphorbiaceae.